GUUUGACGUCACGUAUUUCCCCGCCCUCUUCAGUGUGGCGAGUGUGUGCAGCGGAGGACGGUGUGUGUUGCCGGUGUUGGAGAGGAGAACGGAACAGACCGGACAGCUUUUACACGGGAAUCGUAACUACUUGCACCUGCAUGUGUGAGUUAUGACCAGGAAUUGAAGUCGUUUGAUUCGUCAGCUAAGAGAAGAACCCAUGAUUCCUAUAUGCCCUGUAGUUUCUUUCACCUAUGUGCCCAGCCGGCUUGGUGAAGAGGCCAAAAUGGCUACUGGCAACUACUUUGGGUUUACCCACGGCGCUGCCGCCCAGUACAGCCAGCAACCAGCAUCAGGCGUAGCCUAUUCGCAUCCAACCACUGUGGGUAGCUACACUGUUCAUCAGGCUCCAGUGGCGGCUCACACUGUGACAGCAGCCUAUGCUCCAUCAGCAGCCACAGUUGCUGUAGCUCGGCCCGCUCCCGCUGCCGUGGCAGCUGCUGCGUCUGCAGCAGCUUAUGGGGGCUAUCCGACAGCUCAUACAGCGACAGAUUACGGCUACGCUCAACGUCAGCAGGAAGCUCCUCCGCCACCACCUCCAGUCACAACACAGAAUUACCAGGACUCGUACUCCUAUGUCCGGUCCACAGCUCCUGCUGUAACAUAUGACAACAAGACUUACUACCAGCAGCCAACCGCAACUGCAGCAGCUGUAGCUGCUCAGCCUCAGCAAUCUGUGGCGGAAUCCUACUACCAAACAGCUCCUUUCGCAUUGUCUCUUCCAGUUGCCCCCAAGGUUGGCUACAGCCAGGGUGCUGCUCAGUACACACAAGCUCAACAGACUCGGCAAGUGACAGCGAUCAAGCCUGCCAACCCAAAUCCAGCAACAACUACCUUCUCCAUAUAUCCCGUGUCCUCCACUGUGCAACCUGUUGCUGCCACUGCGGUUCCCUCGUACACACAGGGCGCCACCUACAGCACAACUGCUGUUACUUACUCUGGUGCGGCAUACUCGGGUUAUGAAGCAGCAGUGUACUCGGCUGCCUCUUCCUAUUAUCACCAACAGCAGCAGCAGCAACAGCAAAAACAGGCGGCGGCUGCUGCAGCGGUGGCCGCCUCUGCCGCCUGGACUGGGUCCAACUUUACUAAGAAAACUACUUUUCAGAAUAAGCAACUGAAGCCUAAACAGCCUCCCAAACCACCUCAGAUCCACUACUGUGAUGUCUGUAAGAUUAGCUGUGCUGGACCUCAGACGUACAAGGAGCAUUUAGAAGGCCAAAAGCACAAGAAGAAAGAGGCGGCCUUAAAAGCCUCCCAAAACACAACCAGCAGCAGUACAGCAGUCCGCGGGACCCAGAACCAGCUCCGCUGUGAGCUCUGUGAUGUGUCGUGUACAGGGGCAGAUGCCUAUGCUGCCCACAUCAGGGGUGCUAAACACCAAAAGGUUGUGAAGUUGCACACCAAACUUGGCAAACCCAUUCCGUCAACAGAACCAAAUGUCGUGAACCAGUCUGUCACCUCGGCAGCUGUCUCCAAGUCAGCUGCCUCAUCAAACAGUACAUCCAGCUCCUCUCUUACUACACCUGCUUCAAAACUGUCCACGUCUACAUCCGGCUCAUCUGUUGGCACUAUGGGAGCAAGCAAACUGUCUACCAUCUCAUCUAACAACAUCGUUAAGAAAAUAACCACGCCAAAAAUAACUUUUGUGGGUGGUAAUAAAUUGCAGUCCACUGGGAAUAAGAUUGAAGACAGCAAAGACGGUGUUAAGGUUACUCCUAGUUCCAGUGUGCAGUCACCCGAAUCCAAGAUGGAUGCAAUGUCCGAAGCUGCUCAGACCCUUGCUGCUCUUCAGAGUGAUGUCCAGCCUGUGGGUCAUGAUUAUGUUGAAGAGGUACGAAAUGAUGAAGGAAAAGUUAUCAGAUUCCACUGUAAGCUGUGUGAAUGCAGCUUUAAUGAUCCCAAUGCUAAAGAAAUGCAUCUUAAAGGGAGGAGGCAUCGGCUGCAGUAUAAGAAAAAGGUAAACCCAGAUUUACAGGUGGAAGUGAAGCCAAGCAUUCGAGCCAGGAAGAUCCAAGAGGAGAAGAUGCGGAAACAGAUGCAGAAAGAAGAAUACUGGCGAAGGCGAGAAGAGGAGGAGCGGUGGAGGAUGGAGAUGAGGCGCUACGAAGAAGACAUGUACUGGAGGAGAAUGGAGGAGGAGCAGCAUCAUUGGGAUGACCGACGGAGAGGACCGGACGGAAGCUAUCACCACGGUCCCCCUGGACCUCCUGGAUUAUUGGGAGUGAGACCAGGGAUGCCACCACAACCACAAGGGCCAGCUCCUCUACGGCGACCAGAUUCCUCCGAUGACCGAUAUGUUAUGACCAAACAUGCCACCAUCUACCCAACAGAGGAGGAACUGCAGUCUGUGCAGAAAAUAGUGUCUCUGACUGAACGCGCAUUAAAACUGGUCUCUGACGCCAUGGCUGAACAAGACAAGAGUAAGGUGAAGGAGACCGAAGAGAAGAAGGAUCUUAGCAAAGAGAGAGCACUGAAGGGAGUCCUGCGUGUUGGUGUUCUGGCAAAAGGAUUGCUUCUGCGUGGUGAUCGAAAUGUCAGCCUUGUUUUACUCUGUGCUGAAAAACCAACUAAGUCUUUGCUUACUCGUAUAGCAGAGAAUCUUCCCAAGCAGCUUACUGUGAUCAGCCCUGAGAAAUAUGAGGUGGUGUCUUCCAUUCCGGAAUCUGCUAUUAUUUUAAAUUCCUGCGUAGAACCUAAAAUGCAGGUCACAAUAACGCUGACCUCUCCGAUCAUGAGAGAAGAAAACUCGAGGGAUGGAGAUGUAACCUCGGGUAUGGUGAAAGACCCACCGGACGUCUUGGACAGGCAAAAAUGCCUUGACGCUCUGGCUGCUCUCCGCCACGCUAAGUGGUUCCAGGCUAGAGCCAAUGGUUUGCAGUCCUGUGUAAUCAUCAUCCGUAUCCUGCGUGACCUGUGCCAGCGUGUGCCAACAUGGUCUGACUUUCCAAGCUGGGCAAUGGAGCUGUUGGUGGAGAAGGCAAUCAGCAGUGCUUCUAGUCCCCAGAGUCCCGGAGAUGCCUUAAGGAGAGUUUUCGAGUGCAUUUCAUCUGGUAUCAUUCUGAAGGGUGGUCCAGGCUUACUUGAUCCUUGUGAAAAGGAUCCCUAUGACACUCUGGCUACAAUGAAUGAACAGCAGCGGGAGGAUAUAACUUCUAGUGCACAGUUUGCACUGAGGCUCCUUGCAUUUAGACAGAUCCACAAAGUCCUCGGUAUGGAUCCUCUGUCCCAGAUGAACCAACGCUUUAACAUUCACAAUAACCGCAAGCGAAGGCGAGACAGCGAUGGUGUGGACAGUUUCGAAGCCGAAGGGAAGAAGGACAAAAAAGACUAUGAUAACUUCUAAUGAAGGGCACAAAGAUGCCCACCCAUGCACAGCUCGUGCUCAGUUUCCCACAAAAAAUACAUUUCCACUAAUAGAGGUCUUUCAUCAUGUCUGCGGCAGGGUUACAUGUCCUGGCACAACUGUCUCGUUGUUACCCUUGCUUCAUACUGAUGUAGAACCUCUGGGGUUGUUAAUAGGUUAAAUAUUUGUAUAGCUGUUAAAAUUUAGAAGCUAUUUUCCCCUGGCCAGAUUGAUAUAACCACCAACACAAUUUACUGUUCAGUAGGGGCCGUGCAUGUCUUUAGACGUGCCGUCUCCUUGUGAUCUGGAUAGGUAUUCUUAGUUAAGUUUUUAGGGCAACUGGGAUGCCCACUCACUCCCUGUGCAGUGUCUUUUUAUCUUGUAGUUGUAGUAUUUAAUUUUCAGUUGUGCUUUUGGUUUUGUGUUUUUAAGUUUUAUUAAAAUAAAACCUAAUUAACAAUAAAAGGCGACAGGGGAAAAGGGACCGCUUACUUUAGUUGUAAGUUACUUUAUUAGAUAUGGCAUGAGCCUUCACUAAUUCUUUUCAGUUCUUGUCUCUGUAAAUCGAUACACAUGUACGUAUUGUGUGAAAACUAAAACACUUUUCUUGUUUCGUUUUUCCAAUUGCAGCAGUCAGAAGUAAACAUUUCUGGAAAUCUCGUGGCAUUAGUGUCAAUGGUUUAUAUAGUUGUAACUAAGGCAGCUUCCUGUCUAUAUUUGUUUGCUCUUAGUUGUGCUAAGGACAGAGUAAAGCUAAUAUAUUCCUUUGUUACGGUCUUUCAUACACAGAUGCUGCCAGUACUGCAUGAAUGCAUUUAUUUUUAUUUUUAUUCUCAAAUUUUUUUUUUUUUAUUUUUUUUUUUUUUUAAUAGAAUGGCUUUUAUAGUAAUAGGUCUUUUUGCCUCCAUUUGCAAAUUUUCUUCAGGUGUUGAUGUGCAGCAAGGCUAAUGUGAAUGAAGCAUAAAGUUCAGCGAGUUUAAGCCUUCUAAGGCAUGACAGGCAACAAUAUCUCGCAAGUCACUUGUAACUCUGUGACUUGUGGGAACAUUAGAAAGAUAAUUCCAUAAAAAUAAAAAAAAUCAAGUUCCAUCA
Rana temporaria (common frog) is the source of this 4474-nucleotide messenger RNA. It is a transcript of the gene ZFR, whose product is annotated as zinc finger RNA binding protein. The transcript has 21 exons. The record is from RefSeq and is a predicted model, not a curated record. The coding region runs from base 200 to 3382 and encodes 1060 amino acids. Gene Ontology annotation, cellular component: precatalytic spliceosome. Lineage: Eukaryota; Metazoa; Chordata; Amphibia; Anura; Ranidae. Gene Ontology annotation, molecular function: single-stranded RNA binding; zinc ion binding; double-stranded RNA binding.